AUGCUGUUGCACAAUGGCUUCAAUGCUGUUGAACGGGUUAUCCAGCGUCCGUGCAUAAUUUUUUUGCGACGUUGUCUUAUUCCAAUUCCAACGGUUAUCAAAAGAAACAUGAAGUCAGUGAGCAAUAAAGAAACAAUGGAACAGAACAAGUCAAUUUUAGAAAAAGUUAUGAUAAAAGAUUCUCAAACUACAGCGCAGAAAGUGAAGGAAAAAGCAACCAAUGCGUAUCUGUACAUGGCAUAUGUAGUGUCAAUGAUUGUUAUGGGAGGUAUGGCAUAUUUAUUGUAUGAGGAAAUGCUCGCACCUGGAGCACCGCAAACAGUGUUUUCAAAGGCAUUAUCCUUAAUCAAAAAAGAUCCGGAUUGUCUUAAAUUACUAGGUGAUUCAAUUGUGGGAUAUGUGAAAGGACCUGGACGAAUGAAACAAGUUGCGCAUCACAUUUAUAAAAAAGACGGAAAUGAUAGGACGCGUGUGAUGUUUAACGUGAAAGGUACUCGACGUGAAGGUAUUGUAACCUGCGAAAUGGAAAAGAGUAAUGGAAUCUGGGAAUGGCGCUUUAUUAUCGUUUCAUCUGCUGAUCUUGUUCCAGAAUCUGUUAUUCUAAUAGAUAAUCGUUGA
Acanthocheilonema viteae is the source of this 618-nucleotide messenger RNA. Lineage: Eukaryota; Metazoa; Nematoda; Chromadorea; Rhabditida; Onchocercidae. The record is from the annotation of a GenBank genome assembly.